Messenger RNA from Pecten maximus, 3407 nucleotides. RefSeq lists its product as uncharacterized. The coding region runs from base 67 to 1713 and encodes 548 amino acids. The record is from RefSeq and is a predicted model, not a curated record. The transcript has 15 exons. Lineage: Eukaryota; Metazoa; Mollusca; Bivalvia; Pectinida; Pectinidae.
GAAGUUGGUUCCCGUAACAUGUCUAAGAUGGUGCGAUGAUUGCUCACGAUAUGUGUAGACUCUGAUAUGCUUGAAGCUCCGAGCAUCUUGUCCUUUACGGACGAUCCAGUGAAGGUUACGAGGAGAGAAAAUAAUUAUACCAGGGCAUAUGUCCCUUCUCAAGAAAUCGAAGCAGAUCUGAAAAGGAUUUCAGGAAAAUUAAACGAGUGUUUGUAUGAUAGUUACAGAAGAGAUAUUGACACUCUCAAGCCAAAUGUCGACAUUGACAAUGAAAUGGCAUUAUUGAUAGCAGCCGAGGAGGAUGUACAACAGUCCAGGCGAAGCCUCAGAAGAAGAGCACGAAAGAUUUGCCCGUCAAAUGGCCCUACUCAAGAAGAAGAACAGGAAUUAAAAACAUUGAACAAAAUGUCUGUCAGAAAGAUGUACGAAUUAGACGAUUUCAAGCGAGAUUUUGAUACAAAGCCUUUUGUUGCUACUGAAAUGGUGGAUUUGAGUUUUGAGAGGAUUGUAGACAACAUUCGCAGGAGGCAGCAGGCUCUCCAGAAUCUCCGCAGGGAAAUCUAUGAGGAUUCCGUACUCAGAGUCGCAGGGUACUACAAGAAGGCCACAGUGCAAAACAAUGAUGAUACAGCAACUGAAGUAGUUAAAUCAUCCCAGACUGCAAAAUUUAAGCGAGCAUCUAAUACUGCUGUGGAAAAAUCCAAUUACCAACCAAAGAUUACCUUAGUGAAGUCUACACUUACAUCAGAGACAAACAUGGGAAAGUCGAGUCAUGUGUCACAGACUGUCACCGUGGGAAAGUCCCAUCAUACACCCAGCAGCACAAGUGAAAGUGAUACGGAGGGGGACGAGUCUUAUGCUGCAGUUCAAGAGCGUUAUCGGGCAGAAAAACUCAGACUAGAAAAGAAUUUAAAGAUUUUUAACAAACAGCUACAAGAGUUCAUUGACUCUCGAACAAGCUCGACUGAGGUUCAUGAAGUUGCUGUCAAGUCGAAGAAGAGACAUCACACUGGUGCUAAAAAGUCUGAAACAAAAACAGCCAAAGCCAAAGUCAACACUGUCAAAGUGGCCAAAUCAGACGCGAAAAUAGCUAAAGCCAAAGUUGUAAAAGCAGCUGAAUCCGAUUCCAAAAUGAUCAAGUCUGAGGCAAAAGCAGAUAAAGCCAGAGUCAAAACUGUGAAAGCGACCAAAUCAGAUGCCAACAUGGCCAAAGUCGAUAUCAGAGCUGCAAAACUGGUCAGAACAGGCAAACCGGAUGUGAUCACUGUAAAAACUGCAGAACCAGAUUUGAUUGCUGUGAAAACUGCAGAUCUAGAUGUGAAGGAUGAUGAGGAGGAGAGAGAAUCUCAGGUUGUGGAUGGAGGCUGGACAAAAAGGAAACCCUUCCGACUUUCUAUGGCAGACAUUCAAGCUUACGUUGAUUCAUGUGACCCUGAGCGGGCAGGAAAACGAAGACGAAAAAAAAGGAAGAAGGGGGGCAAUAGAAGCAGCAUUACAGAACUUCCACUGAGAGAGGAGGACAGUGACAUCAUCAUCAUGGACAAAGUCCAGGGACUUGGGGUGCUGCCAAAACUCAACCCAAUGCCUGUAUACACUGACAAUUUUCAAGCAAGUUGUGUUUUAACCCAUCUGUUUUCAAGCAGAGACAACUUCGAUGAAGAUUUUGAGGAAGACUACAUUAUACCAACAUAUGAAAGCGAACAAAAGUUUUAAAUUCUAUAUAAUUUCAAUUUUAAAAAGUCAUACUUGGCAACUCUCAAUUUUUUCAAUUAUUUUUUUUGCAUUAAUUGUUACUGUUCAGAUUUUUUUUUAAUAAUUCAAUUGAUUUGCAAGAAAAAGCAGUUUUAAUAAGUGAAGUUUUUAUGUUAGUGAGUUUGUCAAAAAGAAUAAUUAUAAAUGUACUUUUUGAGGCAUGAGAAUUGGAAGAAACUUUGAUGAACAUUUCUAAAAAGGAGGCAUUUAUAAAAAUUAUCAAAAUACAGAAUAUUAACAUUUUUAUAAGAUUAUACAAUGUCUAUAUCAAUCAUGAUAUUUAAGAUUCAAAACAUUUUGUUAAAAUUUAAUUUUUAUUUACUUUCCACUGAGCUAUGAGUAUCCAUUGAACCAUCAAUAUCUAUUGGUUUAUAAACCUUUUUUGUACAAUGUACCUCAUUGUAAGUCAAUAAUUGGCAUGAUGCCUUGUCGGUCCAUUAUUGAGUGUACUAAGUGGAGUAUUGUUGUAUAGAUCUAUCUUUGUUAUUGUAUAACUUUUUCUUUUUUCUUUUUCUUUUUUUAUGUACAUUAUAUAUGUAUAUCUCUUAGAUUUUUUACAGAAUUUAUGCAUUUAAAAAUGUAUAUCAGAAUUUUCUAGGAAACAGGAAGUACCUAGAUUGUACUUACAUUUAUUUAAUAUGUAUAUCUCUUAGAUUUUUUACAGAAUUUAUACAUUUAUAGCAGAAAUUUCUAGGAAACAGGAAGUACCUGGAUUGUACAGUUUGUUUUCCUGUGUUUCCGACAUUUUUAUAUAUACAAUCUACACAUAUUUUACAUAUCUUGACUCAGUUUUAACAAAAUGAUUUAAUAUAAAGUUGAUUUUAAUAUUGAUUAUUUGAGCUAUAAAGUUAAUGCUGAUGACUGGUUAAUAACACAUAAUUUAUUUAUUACUAAUCAGUUAUAUCUAAAAAAGUAACCAUUAGAUAAUUAAACCUGACCAGUAGUAGCCAGUCUGAAAUUGACAAUCUUUUGUUUAUGUCAUAUAAGUUGUUGUGGAUUAUGCAGAAUUGUUGGUCUAAAUUUUGUACUUAUAUUGAUCUAUUACUUUUUGGUCUGUAUUUCAUGAAGAGACAGAUCUGAUUGGAAUGCAGGCUAAAUUUAAAGUUCAUAACUUUAAAUAUCAUCAAAUUUUUGCCUUGAAGACAGAUUCUAUGGGACGGAUUUCGGAGCUGACAUUUUAAGACUGACCAUCUAUUAAAUGAGAAGAAGGACUCUUAAGGUUAAAAUUAAAUGUAAUAAAAUAAAUUCUAAAACAAGAGUCCGGUUAUUUGGUUCUUUAAUUUUUAUGUCUAGAUUAUUUCUUUGAUUUUAGCAAUUUUGCAUAAUUCCAACACCACACUACAUGGUAUCAAGUUUAACCAUGUACCAGUACGUUAAUAUGUACCAGGUCAUCAUCGGCCAGGUUUACAGUAUAUAUUGUGUAUACUUAUUAGAUCUAUAUAAACACUACAAUAAAACUGUGAUAAACUUUAUAUAGCAACUUUACUUUGGAAUCACAAUUAAUUUACGUUAAAAAUUGUGCAUUAUUCAAAAAUGUGAGAUUUAUAUACAAAAUAUUGAUUUGUUGUAUGUGAACACAAAGUUAUGAUAGGCGUUAGGUAAGAAUAUAUUCUGCAAACAAAUACAUGUAUCUAAUACAACAAUAAAGUUGUAAA